UAUUUGUCCCGAUUUUGAGCACAGUUAGAGAGCUUCCUUCUCUUUCUCCUUUUAUUUUUGACAGGAACUGUGAGCCUCUGUUGUUCCUUUGAACUUGAUUCAGGACGAAGGAGUGGAAUUCUCUCUAGGCCAUCUGCUCUGGAGAGCUUGGCAAAGCAGUCCGGCAAAAUGAAAGGACUCACGUGCUUUCUCAUCUGGUUAUUUCUUUUGGAAACACAAGCCUUUGAGAUCCCCAUAAAUGGACUUCCUGAAUUUGCAGAAUAUGGUGAUCUGGUGGAACUGGCCCCAGGAAAAUUUCAAUUUGUGCCAGAGAACCGGAGGUAUCAGAGAAGCCUUUCUGGAGAAUCCGGAGAAGUGAUGGAGAAUGUUGAUCAAGUAACUCUUUAUAGCUAUAAAGUCCAGUCCACCAUUACUUCUCGUAUGGCCAAUACCAUCAUCCAGAGCAAGCUGGUGAACAACUCCCCGCAGCCUCAGAAUGUUGUGUUUGAUGUUCAGAUUCCCAAAGGAGCCUUUAUCUCCAACUUUACCAUGACUGUAGAUGGCACGACGUUCACCAGUUCCAUUAAGGAGAAAACUGUGGGCCGAGCUCUCUACGCUCAGGCGAGAGCAAAAGGCAAGACGGCUGGACUGGUGAGGAGCAGAGCUGUUGAUAUGGAGAACUUCAAAACGGAAGUAAACGUCCUCCCUGGAGUCAAGGUGCAGUUUGAACUUCAUUACCAAGAAGUGAAUUGGAGGAAGCUGGGAUCCUAUGAGCACAGGCUUUAUCUGCAGCCUGGACGACUGGCCAAACACCUGGAGGUGGAUGUGUGGAUUAUUGAGCCUCAGGGACUUAAAUUUCUUCAUGUUCCUGAUACAUUUGAAGGCCACUUCGAUGGUGUUCCAGUCUUAUCUAAAGGACCCCAGAAGGCACAUAUUUCCUUCAAGCCCACAGUAGCACAGCAAAGAAAAUGCUCCAACUGUUCUGAGACCGCCGUGGAUGGAGAGCUGGUGGUGAUGUAUGAUGUGAACCGAGAAGAGAAGGCUGGCAAGCUUGAGGUGUUUAAUGGAUAUUUUGUCCACUUCUUUGCUCCUGAGAACCUGGACCCAAUUCCCAAAAACAUCCUUUUUGUUAUUGACAUUAGUGGCUCAAUGUGGGGGAUUAAGAUGAAACAAACUGUGGAAGCAAUGAAGACCAUACUGGAUGACCUAAGAGCUGAAGACCAAUUCUCUGUGGUCGAUUUCAAUCACAACGUUCGAACCUGGAGAAAUGAUUUAGUUUCAGCUACUAAAGCACAGGUUGCAGAUGCCAAGAGAUACAUUGAGAAAAUCCAGCCCAAUGGAGGCACAAACAUCAAUGAAGCACUCCUGCGGGCGAUCUUUAUUUUGAAUGAAGCCAAUAAUUUGGGAUUGUUGGACCCCAACUCGGUCUCUCUGAUCAUUCUGGUUUCUGAUGGAGACCCAACAGUAGGUGAGGUAAAACUAUCAAAAAUCCAAAAAAACGUGAAGCAGAACAUUCAAGACAAUGUCUCCUUGUUCAGUUUGGGGAUAGGAUUUGAUGUUGACUAUGAUUUUUUGAAAAGACUAUCCAAUGAAAAUCGUGGAAUUGCUCAAAGGAUUUAUGGAAACCAGGACACAUCCUCCCAGCUCAAGAAAUUCUACAAUCAAGUCUCAACUCCAUUGCUCCGGAAUGUUCAGUUCAACUAUCCUCACCCGUCAGUAACAGACGUCACUCAGAACAGUUUCCACAACUAUUUUGGAGGUUCAGAGAUUGUUGUGGCAGGAAAAUUUGACCCUGAUAAGUUGGAGCAAGUACAGAGCAUUAUCACCGCGACUUCGGCUAACACAGAGUUGGUCUUGGAAACCCUGGCCCAGAUGGAUGACCUGGAGGAUUUCCUAUCAAAAGACAAGCAUGCAGAUCCUGAUUUCACCAAGAAAUUGUGGGCCUAUCUAACAAUCAAUCAACUGCUAGUGGAGCGAAGCCUGGCUCCUACAGCUGCAGCCAAAAGGAAGAUUACAAAAACAAUCCUGCAGAUGUCUCUAGAACAUCAUAUUGUGACCCCACUGACUGCGAUGGUGAUUGAGAAUGAAGCUGGGGACGAGCGCAUGCUGGCCGACUCCCCUCCACAUGAUCACUCUUGCUGUUCAGGUGCCUUGUAUUAUGGCAGCAAAGUUGCUCCAGGUUCCAUCCCAUCUUGGGCCAAGCCUUCCCCAACACCAGUGAUGGCCAUGCCUGUGAUAGGGGGACAGCUGCUUGAGUCCACGCCCCCUCCACAUGUGAUAAGAGGUAACAGAGCUUCAAUGCACACUCUUCUACCUUCUCAACCGAUCGUAAUCCUGUGGUGCACUUCUGUGCCUGAAUCAGGGAUUUUAGUGAAUGGUCAGCUUAUUGGUGCAAAGAAGCCUCAGAAUGGAAAACUAAGAACCUAUUUUGGAAAACUGGGAUUUUAUUUCCAAAAUGAAGAUCUGAAAGUAGAAAUCAACACUGAGACCAUCACCCUGAGUCGUGGUUCUCAUACAUCCAUCUUGUCCUGGUCUGACACAGCUCACAUCAUUAAUCAGAGGGUGCUUGUCUCUGUGAAGAAAGAAAAAACUGUGACUGUGACCCUGGAUAAGGAGAUAUCCUUUUCUGUUCUACUGCAUCGUGUUUGGAAGAAGCAUCCAAUCAACGUAGACUUUCUGGGGAUCUACAUUCCCCCCACAAACAAGUUUUCCCCUAAUGUGCAUGGACUUUUAGGCCAGUUCAUGCACGAGCCAGAGAUACACAUCUUCAAUGAGAGACCAGGAAAGGACCCUGGGAAACCAGAGGCAAGCAUGCAAGUGAAAGGACAGAAGCUGACUGUCACCAGGGGAUUCCAGAAAGACUACAGAACAGAUAUAGUGUUUGGAACAGAUGUUCCCUGUUGGUUUGUGCACAACAGUGGCAAAGGUUUCAUCGAUGGACAUUACAAGGACUACUUUGUGCCUCAUCUCUAUAGCAUUCUUAAAUGGCCUUAAAGGUUUAUAGUUUUGAAAAUUCUACAUAUAAAUAUACAUUUUUCCCUGUCACUUUUGCAGUCAUUCCUCAGUUGAAUAGUUAAAAAACCCCAGGUGCCAUGGAGGUUUAUAAAGCCUGUUCAACAUAUCUGAAGAAAAUAAAUAUUUUGCAAUGAA
Messenger RNA from Ictidomys tridecemlineatus (thirteen-lined ground squirrel), 3129 nucleotides. Lineage: Eukaryota; Metazoa; Chordata; Mammalia; Rodentia; Sciuridae. The record is from RefSeq and is a predicted model, not a curated record.